CACAUCUGCCUGUGGGGGGCGUGCCCGACUCCCCCUCCAACCCGCCCACCUUUCCCUCCGUGACGUCACCGCGUGCCCUCCGAACCCCCCGGAAAGGGCGGCGCCCGAGGUGCGCGCGCAGCGGGCGGGAGAUAGGAAAAAAAAAAAAAAAAAGAAAAACAACAAAAAAAAAAAAACCAAUAAGCGCCCGAAAAAAUUGAUCGGGAGGCCCGGCGGCGGCGGCGGUGGCGGCGGAGGACAUGGCCCGGAUGGGGCGCAGUGACGAUCUGGAUGACUUGCAUUAUCAAGACACUGAUUCGGAUGUUCCAGAGCACAGGGAGAACAGAGUCAAGGUGAAAUGGACCCAUGAAGAGGAUGAACUGCUGAGAUCCUUGGUGAAAAAGUUUGGGCAGGGUGAAUGGAAGCUCAUAGCCAGCCACAUGCCGAACCGGACAGAGCAACAAUGUCAACAUAGAUGGCUCCGCGUUCUACAUCCUGAUCGUGUCAAAGGGCCCUGGACUAAAGAGGAGGAUGAAAAGGUUAUCGAGCUGGUGAAGAAGUAUGGAACCAAACACUGGACACUCAUUGCAAAGCAGCUAAAGGGACGGUUGGGUAAACAGUGCCGCGAGCGUUGGCACAACCACCUCAAUCCGGAGGUGAAGAAAUCCUCAUGGACUGAAGAGGAGGAUCGCAUAAUCUGCCAGGCGCACAAACUUCUAGGCAAUCGCUGGGCAGAAAUAGCGAAGCUGUUGCCUGGGAGGACGGACAAUGCAGUGAAAAAUCACUGGAAUUCGACAAUCAAACGUAAAGUAGAGACGGGAGGUUAUCUGAAUGGGAUAAAGAGCGGCGUCUUGGGGGACAAAGAGGAAAAGGAAGAGUCUGGUUAUCAGGCGACCGGGGAAGAGAAAGAAUUGUCUGUGGCUUCGCAAUUAAAUGUAGAGAAUGAGAACUCUGAGAUAGUGGAAGUGAAAAUAGUUGAGGUCAAGUCUGAGCAACUGAGCGAAGCAGAGGAGAGCGCACAGUCCAGCCCCUCGUCUAGCGUCGUCUCGGUCAGUUCUGCCCCGGAGAAGUGGAUGGUGGAGUACGUCAACUGCUUGGUGCCAAACAGUGACAUGAUUGAGUCGGAUGCUGAAGGUUGGUGCGACCUUUCAAACUUCGAGUUGGCCGAUGAAUCAGUGGUUAGUGACAUUGGCAGUCCUGACUCCGCUACUUCAUCAAAACCCCCGGCGACCAACGUUACGGAAUAUCGCCUAGAUGGACAUACCUUAUCCGACCUGAGUAAGAGCAGCAAGGGGGAGUUAAUUCCUAUAUCGCCACGUCCACAUGCUGGAUUUGGAACGCCGCCAUCCCUGCUGAAACACCACAAGAAGAGGAAGAUCACCUUGUCACCAGUCACAGAAAGUGUGGCCAACAGCAGCGCGUCCACUACAGAUACAAAUAGCAUGACGCCCAAAAGCACUCCUGUCAAGUCACUACCCUUCUCUCCAUCACAGUUUUUGAAUUUUUGGUCAAAACAUGAUGCAUUAGAGCUAGAAAACCCUUCUCUAACAUCCACACCGGUCUGUAGCCAAAAAGCUGUCGUCACUACACCUCUUCAUCGGGACAAAACGCCACUGGUACAGAAGAAUUCUGCGUUUGUGACGCCAAAUCAUAAGUUUAUGGGGGAUAAUGCCCCCCACACACCCACCCCAUUCAAGAAUGCUUUAGAGAAGUUCGGGUCAUUGAAGCCAUUGCCUCCAACCCCUCACCUCGAAGAGGAUCUGAAGGAAGUUCUGCGCAAUGAGUCUGGCAUAGAACUGGUCAUUGUAGAUGAUCCCAAGCAUGAACGUCAGAAGAGGAAACCUGGGCAUUCUCAUAGUCCUAUCAAAAAAGUGCGAAAGUCUCUUGCGUUAGAUGUCAUUGACAAGGAGAUCAAGCCUCCCACAAUUUCCCUUUCUUCAGCCUCUCUACAAGGACAGCCUCAGACCUGCGAGAGCUUUUUAUCGAUGUCCUUGAACGAGUCUUCUUGCAGCACUAAAGAGAACAGUUUAUUAAAUCAGGGAUUUGUUCAGGUCAAGACAAGCAAAGCGUCCUUUCUCCAUGAAGACUCAUCACAUACUGACAUUGGAGAACUGGUGAAAACACACGAAUCCUCACUUGGGAACAGCAGUAAAAGUUUACCUAUCAAAACUGAACCAGCCCUAAACCUCAUUACGGACUCUUGCCCGAGCUUACCUGUGGGUGUGGAAACAAUCGGAAAGAUCUUCUAUACCAAGAGUAAAGGGGCCAUUCUGAAGUCUGAAAAACCUAUCAUUUGUAAUGCUGGGAAACAGUCGGCAACGCGAACAGAACUAUUCAGGACUCCAGAACCGAUGAGUAAGGCUUGGCAAGUCAUUGCCUUUGGUGGCUCCAAGGACCAGAAGCUCAUGCAGGAUAAAGCACGAGCGAUUCUGAAUUCGCACAAACACAGCUCUACAUCACGGACUCUCAUCAUGUCAUGAUCCAACCAGGACCCAAAAGGACUUGUCUGUCACCCAAGCUUAGAAGAACCACCUCACCCAUGGAGCGACAUCUUAUAUGUACAAUGGAUUCUGGUGGUCACCAUCCAGGCGUGUGCACCCUUUAUAAAGGGUCCAAAUAGAAAGAGGACUGGUAGAUAAAAUAUUGAUUGUUUACACCAGUGUUUUCCAACCAGGGUGCCCCCAGCUGUUGCAAAACGACAACUCACAGCAUGCCCGGACAGCCUUCGGCUGUCCGGGCAUGCUGGAAGUUGUCGUUUUGCAACAGCUGGAGGCACUCUGCUUGGGAAACAAUGGCUUACACUAUGGUUGGGGACCCAUGCCCAAUUAGAGCGGUUUUAGGGUACGGUCACGCGUAGUUGUGUUUUUUUUUUUUUUUUUUUUUUUUAACGCAGUGUAUAUUUCGUUGCUAGCAAAGUCUAUGUUUGUUAUUACUCUCAUAGACAUUGCCAGCACAGAAAUACGCAGCAUUUUUUUAAAAUCUGAAAUGCGCAACGUGUGACCCUACCCUUACAUGGCUUAAUGAUUGUGCCGCCAGGAUUGUUGAAUAGGUCAUGCCACCCCUUCUAUUAAGUCAUUGUGAGAUACACAACCCCUGUUUACACCAGAGAACCAUGUGUAGCCAAGUGAUGAUGAUGAUUUUUAGGGCUGCACAAUACAAAUUAUCAGCCGACCUAUGAGUGAGGGUGCUUAUUGGUCAGCUGAUCAUACAGGUGACAAUGAUCGGCCUUUUCGGCUAAGAAUCCUCACAGGCUUUUAGGUCACAAAUCAUUUCCAAGUUGCAGUCUUUUUUUAAGGGGGGUUUCUAGCAGAAGAAAAUUUGACUAGCUUAGAAUACCUAUCAUGAUCUAAACUCUCCCUAAUUCCUAACCCCCCUUAUCUGUCCCUGACUCUCACUGACACUAUCCCUGUGUUUCUUUUCAUUCAAAACUCCCUCUUUCUACCUGAUUUACUGUCUUCUUGGCUGCUCAUUCAGCUGUCCUAGUGUGGGGGAGGAAGGAGGCAUGACCUAGCAUAGAGCCUGUGAACACAGCAGCCGGCAGCUCUGAAUCUUCUCCUCUCUGUUUACAACUGCAUGUGCAGAAAGAAGAAAGAUCGGAGCUCAGAUAGUAAAAUGAAUGAGGGCAUGCAGUGAGGCAGUCGGGAGGAUGCCCUGCUGUGUUAUGAGCACAGUGCUGGCUCCUGCCUGUCUGAUUGACGGGCAGGGAGCAGUGCUGAGCUUGUCUGUGUCCUGGCUGCAGUCUGUGAUUUAGGACUCAGCAAUCAGAAAUCUAUUAAAAAAAAAAAAAAAGGGCUUGCGGCCAGGGCUGGUAGGGAGACCCCUAGUGGUAAUUUUUCAAAGUGGAAAAUUAAAUAGAAAGAAGCAUAUUUUUUAAUAACAUGCUAUUGGAAAGUUAUUCUGCAUGCAUUAAUCUAUAAUAUAUCAAAAGUUUACCUUUAUUUGAUGAAAGGUACCCUUUAAAGUUUGAUUUCAACCAAAUUUCCCAGAAAUUUGCCGAUUCUGCCGAUCAAAAACUUUUGACAUCAGUUUUUGCUACUACUACCUCCGCCUCCAAAUGAGCCGCGCAUCCCCAUACCGUGA
Hyla sarda is the source of this 4059-nucleotide messenger RNA. RefSeq names its product MYB proto-oncogene like 2 (gene MYBL2). The transcript is spliced from 14 exons. Gene Ontology annotation, biological process: regulation of DNA-templated transcription. Gene Ontology annotation, cellular component: nucleus. The coding region runs from base 240 to 2459 and encodes 739 amino acids. NCBI's taxonomy places the organism in Eukaryota, Metazoa, Chordata, Amphibia, Anura, Hylidae. The record is from RefSeq and is a predicted model, not a curated record. Gene Ontology annotation, molecular function: DNA-binding transcription factor activity, RNA polymerase II-specific; RNA polymerase II cis-regulatory region sequence-specific DNA binding.